UUAGAAUGUUAAAACUAAAAAAUCUUUUUAGAAUUUUAACAAUUUUCUCUGUAUGGUGUUUAUCAAAAGCAGACGAAGAAACAAACGAGGAGUUAAGUUGGUCAAAUCUUAGUUUUCUUACUAGCCAACAAACCGAGAAGAAAGAGGAUCAAACGCAAGAUGCAUUUGACACCAGACCCUACAUGCUGGAGUCAGCUGAAUAUAGUGAAGACGACCUUCAGACUAGAAGAAGACGCAAAACAAAUUUGAGAAGAAGACGACCUGAAUACUCCGAUUACUCUUCUAAUCUCAACACUCAGAUUGAGGAUCAAACCUAUUAUGAGAGAGUUGAAGAUAAAGAAUUUGCCCCUUCUCCCAGCAUGGAAGUAUCAUCAUCAGACCUAUCUGCAUCUUACCAAGCUCCAUCAUCUGGAUACGAAACUCCAUCCACCAGUUACAAAGCUCCAUUAUCUGAUUAUGAACCACUAUCAUCCAGUUAUUCAUCUUAUUCUAAACCAUCCUACAAGGGAAAGGGAAAGGAUAAAUUCAACAAUUUUCUAAACGCCCUGGCGGCCUUCCUUCCAAUCGGUCUCUUCCUGGCUGCUAUACCACCAAACCUGAUCGUGAUCAACUCUGCACGUAAAAAGAGGGAAACUGAUUUAAAUGAGAUAGAAGAGGAAUAUUCAUAUCCCCUGAUGACUAAAAUAGGGAGGAUAGGAUAUACUGGACUCAAGAAUACCGGUUGUCAAAAAAGAUUUCUCUGUGAACUGGCAAACCUGGGAAGUACAGCUGAGGCUAACAGUAUUCAAAAGUUUGCAGCCUUCGCCGCUGCUUCAACACCGGAUGUGUUUGCAGAUUAUUUGCAAGCAAAAGAAGUGUUUCAAGCAGUAAGAGUGCAACAGUGUGAUAGAUUUGAAUGCAAAGGAUUCUGAAGAGUUUAGUUAUUGUCAAUCUAAAGAAAUAUUGAAAAUAAAAAUUUUAAGCUGUAAA
This is a messenger RNA of Eurytemora carolleeae, 969 nucleotides long. RefSeq lists its product as uncharacterized. The transcript is spliced from 12 exons. The coding region runs from base 6 to 911 and encodes 301 amino acids. NCBI's taxonomy places the organism in Eukaryota, Metazoa, Arthropoda, Copepoda, Calanoida, Temoridae. The record is from RefSeq and is a predicted model, not a curated record.